Messenger RNA from Salvia hispanica, 472 nucleotides. RefSeq lists its product as uncharacterized. The record is from RefSeq and is a predicted model, not a curated record. Lineage: Eukaryota; Viridiplantae; Streptophyta; Magnoliopsida; Lamiales; Lamiaceae.
AAUCCCAAUAUAUAAACACAGAUAUUUUAUAAUUUGGCUGUGCAGCAAAGAAAGAGCGAUGGGACCAUCGGAGGGCCGCCGAUUCUCCGCCGCGAAACUCAUAAACGCCGGAAAAUUCGCCGUUGAAUCCGCCUUAAGCCAAGUGGGUUUGCAGCUAUAUGAUAUUGUUAAGGGACAGCCGAAGAAGAAUCUUGUGAUGGUGGAAGAGAUGAAUGACCGGCGGCAGCAAAGUAGAGCUCCGGCAUUUAGAAACGAGGAUGAGGAAGAGCAUCUUAAACGCUUAUUUGAUGAGCCUCUGGAGAAGGCUUCUCCAGAGCCGCCUAAGACGCAAUAUAAGAGGAAGAUUUUUAUUCGUUCCCGUCUAUAGAUAGCUUUUUGUGAGAACUAUAAGAACUCUACACAAACAUGUAUUAAAAUGAAACGCCAAGUUUACAGAUAGCUUAUUGUGAGAACUGUGAGAACUUUGCAGGAA